AUGGAGGAGAUGGCACAACCGAGUCGUCCUGGGGUAGCAGUUGUGGGGAGUUAUAAUGACAGGAACCCACGUGAAAGCAACGCAAAGUCUGUUCUUCUCGACUUCUCUAGCUUCCAAUGUUUUCACCUGAUUUCGGUUUUUUUCCCAAACAACACUCUCAUCAAUCACUCUUCUCUCCUUCGAAAUGCUUGCAGAAAGUUGACUCUGGAGUAUUCUAAGAAAGCCUCGAAAACGUACGCCUGCAGGCUGCAGCACAGAGAGCCAACAUUUUGCACAGUUGACUGA
Molecule: messenger RNA, 285 nt
Organism: Sphenostylis stenocarpa
Lineage: Eukaryota; Viridiplantae; Streptophyta; Magnoliopsida; Fabales; Fabaceae
Source: the annotation of a GenBank genome assembly